Daphnia magna is the source of this 3992-nucleotide messenger RNA. Its product is annotated as myc protein. NCBI's taxonomy places the organism in Eukaryota, Metazoa, Arthropoda, Branchiopoda, Diplostraca, Daphniidae. Bases 422 to 2038 code for a protein of 538 amino acids. The record is from RefSeq and is a predicted model, not a curated record. The transcript is spliced from 4 exons. Gene Ontology annotation, biological process: regulation of transcription by RNA polymerase II. Gene Ontology annotation, molecular function: protein dimerization activity; RNA polymerase II cis-regulatory region sequence-specific DNA binding; DNA-binding transcription factor activity, RNA polymerase II-specific.
GAGGGAAAAAACACGCCCUAAGGGCCAUCUCUUACCCACCCCUACGAUAGGAAAGAAGGCGGGAUGAGUGUGUGUCUGCGUCUCUCUCUUAGACGGCCAGUCUCGUCUCGCUGCAAGCCAGUCACAGGGUGGAUGCCGAGCCGGUAACAUCGUCUCUCGAAACGUCUAUAGAAAAAACAUUUAACACAACAUUUCUACCAGAAUUCGAUUCUUUCCGGCUCGACUUCACUCGACGACGAAAAUAAGAAAAUUAAGUGCACAAAUCAUAUUACGGAUUAUCGGCAAUUGUUUCUCCACUUUACAACGAAUGUCACGGGCCUGUGAGUGUAGCUCCGCGUGUUUGUGUUGAAAACUCCUUUAACAAAAUAAAAAAAAUAAAAUAAAAACUCGAAACAUUUUGUUUUCCCGGGCAAAAGUGAUCAUGGCGGCGACAAGUUUUUCGUCAAUGUGCGAAUCGCUAUUUUUCGGUCACAGUGACCUUUUGCUUUCGUCGACAGGGCCGUGCGACAUGACACCGCCCGUUUCACCAUCUCGAAGCAACGACAACGACAUGAAGAAAGAAACGACAUCAGUCAUCGAUGAAGAUCUCGAUUUGGGUUUAGACGAAUUGAUUAGCGGAUUGGAUUUGCCGCUGUUUUUCGACAAUCUCGAUCCCGAUUCUUGGUUUGGCGAUUUACAAUCUGAUGCCAUCGUGCCAGACAUUCUCUCUGAAAACAAGUGCGACGUUAAUGAAUUGAGACAUGAUUGCAUGUGGGCUGGACAUUGCCCGGCUGAAGAACAUCGCAGUAAAAAAGAUUUGGUUCAGCUGCCUUGUUUAUUGUCUUCCAGUCCACCGGAAUCGACCGUUUUGACCAUGCCUUGCGUUUUACCAGUUGUUGGUGGUUGCCGAACCCGACUCGAUACGCUGGGCUCCGUCAGACCUGAAACUCCAAUCUCCUUGUCCGACUCUGAAUUAGAUGCUGAUCAAUUGACAAGCGAUGAAGGCAGCAACAAGAUUCAUCAUUCGUCUUCAUCCUCAUCUGGCGAUGAAUCUGAAUCGGAUGAAGAUCCACCUAUGAUGAAUUAUCAACCCACUUUGCCUCCAAAUAUUCAUCCUGUGCGGAGUCAUCAGAUGCGUAAAAUGGCCAACAACAAAUCGCUCGUCAAGACGGUGUCAUCUUCGAAUUUAUCGCUCAUUCCCGAUCACAGUUAUAGCCACAGUGAUCAUUCGUAUCACACUCAAAGAAGGCCUGUUCUGUCUGAUAAUUUGGCUAUACCAUUCGACCUUGGAGCACCGACACCUUCCGACUCAGAAGAAGAAAUUGAUGUCGUGUCAUUGGGUGAAGUUCUGCGUAUGAAUCCGUCUGCGGCUGCGGCUGCCAUGACCGCAACAACCGGCAAGUCAUUAUCUGCCGGUAAUGUGGCGUCUCCUACCAACACUACGGCCGUCAGUCACGCUCCGCUCCGACUUAAAUUGAAAGUUGGAGGUACACCUGCUGCUUCAUCAUCGGGGCAAGUUUUGAUGCGCAAAGCUCUUCCAUCGCAUCCGUCCGCGUUGGUGAGACAACAAUUGCAGUUGGCUGUUGCGUCGGCGGCACAGCAGCGCAAACAUUCUGACCAUCAUACGUCGUCUAAGAAAUCGGGUGAUAUCAAGUUGAGCGGUAAAAUGAGCCACAGCGAGCGGAGUAGCAGCAGCAACAGUAGCAACAGCAGUAAGAGACCGCGGUCUUCCGGCGAAAGUGGUUCCAGUUCCCCGCGGAAGCGUUGCUCGAGGGCGGCCAGCGAUUCGGAGGACAGCUGCGAAAAACGCUCGCAGCACAAUUCGAUGGAGCGUCAACGACGAGUCGAUUUGCGUAACGCUUUCGAAUUUCUUCGGUCGCUCAUUCCCGACUUGGAAGCGACCGAUCGAGCGGCCAAAGUCGUCAUUUUGAAGAAAGCCGCCAAUUUUUGUCAAGGUUUGACUAACAGAGAGAAACAAUUUGUUUCCGAUAAAGACGCCCUCCAAAAACGCCAAGAAAUGCUAAGGAAGAGAUUGGCGCUUUUACAACGCCGGCGUUAAGAACUACGAAUGAAAAAUUAUUCGAAUUAAGUAGACCACAAUUUUUCUUCACCUUUUUUUUUUAAAUUAAAAGUGAAACUAACUUUAACAAAAUCAAGCUUUAUUUUUUUCAUUUUUUUUUUUUUUUGAAAUGCGCGCGCACACAUAUGCGGAAUAGGUUUUUUUGAGUUUAAACAAUUUUUGGCGGGAUUUAUCGGCUUAGAAUUUUUGUUUUUCCUUGUAGAAAAGAAAAAGUCGGUAUUCCCUUUUUUUUUUGUUCGGGGCGUUUAACUUUAAUGGUUCCCGUAAAUAAUCCGUUUUUCUUAAUUUUGUUUUUCCCCUUUUCUCUACAACAGCGGUAAACACGGGGAAAAAAUGUACAAACUAAAAAAAAAAUUAAAUUUUUCGUUUAAAAAGUAAAAAUCUGAAGGAAAAAAAAAACAAGUUUUUGUUCUUUUCGAGCGACUCGGAGUUCGCUUUCAAAUAGAUUUUUGUUCCCCUCCCCCCAAAUUUUUUUUUCGCUCUACAUACACACACGCAAAAUGGCAAGAUUUAAUUUUGGUUAAUUUUUUUUUUCUUCUUUCUGUUUAUCGUACGCAACACCACACACACAUACAGUUUCUAUUAUAUAUAUAUACAUAUAUAUAUACACAUUUAUAUAAUCUAUUCGGAUGGGCAAUUAAUGUGGUAUGCGUCUCCUCUACCCUCAGUUAUCAUAAAUAUUUGUAACGUGUCUCAAUAAUCCCGCCCGAUGGUACAAAAGUGAAUUGUGUGUGCGUUUCUUCCUUUCUGCGAGUGAUGGGAUUCAAGUGUCCAAAAAAACUACUAGCACCGCACACACCGCGUGUGUGCGUUUAUAUGUGAUUUUCUCGUGUCUAAAACUGUGUCGUUCAUAGCCUCCGUUUUGUUUUCGAAUUUAUUCUUUUCAUUUCGCGUCAACACAGCAAGUGCCUUUUUUUUGUUUAUGCAGCCAUGUCUUUUUUUUCUUUCGCUCGACUUAAAACUUUAAUUGGGUUUAAUAAUUAUCCAAGAGAUAACAUAUCAGUUAAUUUUUUUUUCUCCUUUUUUGCGUAGGGGUUUGCUUUUCUAGUUUUCUUCGGUUCAACUCAUUUUAAUUGUGCAUCAUCACAGUGCCUUGUUCAUAUUUUUUUUUUUCUGGGUUGCGAAAAACAAUUUCUUGGAGAGGGAAGAUCAGUUUAUACAGCGAGCUUUUCUUUUUCAUAAGUUACAUUUCUCUCUCGAUGUGUUUUUUUUUUUAAACGAUUGAAAAGCUUGGGGAUCAUCAGCGGUAUACAUUUGUAAAUUCGUCGUUUUUUUUUGUGGCUUAAAUUCUUUUUUUGCGUGGCCCGUUUAAUUGUACUUGCGUGUGUUGAAUCGUUCAUCGAUAUGGUCACAUCCACACAUCAUCUGUCGUUCCAUUGAAUGUCCAAUUUUUGCAACCAGGUCAGAAUUCUUUCACAAAAAAAAAAAAAAACACAAACAAAAAAAAAAUACACUUUUUUUUGUUUUUGUUUCUGGAAAAAAAAAUCUGCUCAGGAAAGAAAAACCACGUCUUUUUGCCAAGAUUACCUCUCUUUAAACGCUUAAAGACAAAUUCAAAUACAACUCAAUAUGUUAAAUCUGUCCAAUAUACAGAAAAUCUAGUACACACAGUUUAUAUGCAAUAGCCCCCCUCAAUUCAAACGGAGAAAUUUCCCCCUCACUCUGCUACCCCCUCAUGAACGCGAGAUGAUGUGAUGAUGAUGUCCCCCACCCUCCCCCCACAUAACUUACUAUUAUUAUACAUAGAAAAUUUACAAGUGUGUGUGUGUGUGUGUGUGUUUUUCGUGUACUGCUCGCCGCCCAAUUGUUUUUUUGUAUUUUUGCAAGAUAAGAAAGAAGAAUGCAAGUGAGAAAAAAAAGCGCUUAUAAUACGAAUGUUCGGAUAAAUAAAAAAAAAAGAUGGACACAAUAAUAAUAAAACGGAAAAAAACGA